Messenger RNA from Protopterus annectens (West African lungfish), 1385 nucleotides. It is a transcript of the gene AIG1, whose product is annotated as androgen induced 1. Lineage: Eukaryota; Metazoa; Chordata; Ceratodontiformes; Protopteridae. The record is from RefSeq and is a predicted model, not a curated record. Gene Ontology annotation, cellular component: endomembrane system; membrane. The transcript has 6 exons. Bases 173 to 886 code for a protein of 237 amino acids.
UGGAUAGAAGACAUGUGCACUGACAGCUACUAACUGCUACCCUCAGUCUCAACAGCACUUCCGUUUGCAUAGUAACCCCUCCCCUCCUCCUGCUGCAUCAAGUUCCCAGGCAGGAACAGCGUUGCUGAGAAACCAGGCAUCCUAAACGGCACAAAGUGCAAGGAGGAGAAACAUGGCGCUUAUACCAUCACAGAUCCUGAGGCUGGCAAUCCUCCUCUCCUACUUUUCAGUGCUUUGCAAUUACAAGGCCAUUGACAUGCCAGCUCACCAAACCUAUGGGGGAAGCUGGAAGUUUCUAACAUUCAUAGACCUGGUGAUUCAAGCAGUCUUCUUUGGGAUAUGUGUACUGACUGACCUUUCCAGUCUUCUGACAAAAGGCAGUGAAAACCAGGAGCAGGAGAGGCAGCUUAAGAAACUGAUUGCUCUCCGAGAUUGGAUGAUGGCAGUUCUAGCUUUCCCUGUUGGAGUCUUUGUGGUGACUAUGUUCUGGACCCUAUACCUCUAUGACCGAGAAUUGGUAUAUCCAAAAUUGCUUGACAAUUUCAUACCACAGUGGCUAAACCAUGGCAUGCAUACUACAGUCUUGCCUUUUAUAUUAAUUGAGAUGAGAACAACAAAUCAUCGAUAUCCCACAAGGAUUGGAGGAUUAGCAGCAGUUUGUACCUUCUCUGUUGGCUACAUUUUGUGGGUCUGCUGGGUGCACCAUGUGACUGGCGUCUGGGCAUACCCAGUCCUGGACUUCAUUAGUCCUGCUGCCAAAAUUAUCUUCUUUAUGACUAUGAUUGCAUUAGUUAACAUCUUCUAUGUUCUGGGUGAAACACUGAACAGCUACAUCUGGGACACAACAAAAUGUGAAGGAAAAAGUACAAAAUCCAAAGCUGAAUAAAGCAGUACUACAAAUGCAAUAGAAUAUAUAUACCAUAAGAAGCUUUACCAACUGAAACUGCAAGCUGGCAAGAGUGGAAUUAUUCCUGCAAAAUCAAAUGCAGAAAGAAGUUUCAUUCCCAGAUAUGGGUGGACGUUUAUUUUUGUAUGGAGUCUGCUAAGAGAUUCUGUUUGAUGUUUAUGUACACCUAUAAUAUCAUGGUCUUUAAGACAGGGACAGGAAAUGUGAUAAAUGGGUAAAAAAAUACAGACGAUGUAAAUGUGUGGGUUAUUUUCUGAAAAGCUCUGUAAAUUAUGGUGUUUGCUCAUAUGUCUACUACCUGCCUUUGCAGGCCAAAUAGCACCUCUAUAAACAGUUUGAUGCACAAUGUAUCUUUAGUAUGAUUUUUGACCCUCUUUCAUACUGUAGAUAUACUACAAUGUGUACUUGACUCAUGAAAUCAUAAAAAAAAAUCAUAUUUAUCACCAAUAAAGGAAAUAAUCUUUCAGCUUCCUUUAAA